AGUCGCGGCGUGCUUUACGGCUGCCAAGUUUCUCCGCCGUCUGAACCUCGAUAACGAGGUGCCACCCUACUACGCCAGCGCAGAGAUGAAGCAAAAGAGGAAAGGUGCAAAAAACGCGGGACAAGGGCACAAGGGAGGCGGUGGAUGCUCUGAGAUCACAGGGGAUCUCAGCCCGGCUGAGCUGAUGAUGCUGACUAUAGGAGACGUGAUCAAGCAGCUGGUUGAAGCUCAUGAACAAGGCAAGGACGUCGAUCUAAAUAAGCUGAAAACCAAAACAGCUUCCAAGUAUGGCCUGUCGUCCCAGCCUCGCCUGGUGGAUAUCAUUGCUGCAGUCCCUCCUCACUAUCGAAAGAUCUUGAUUCCCAAGCUAAAGGCAAAGCCCAUCAGGACUGCCAGUGGGAUUGCUGUUGUGGCUGUGAUGUGCAAACCCCACAGAUGUCCACACAUCAGUUUUACAGGGAAUAUAUGUGUAUACUGCCCUGGAGGACCUGACUCAGAUUUUGAGUACUCAACCCAGUCUUACACGGGCUAUGAGCCAACUUCCAUGCGAGCUAUCCGUGCUAGAUACGACCCUUAUCUGCAGACAAGACACCGGAUAGAGCAGCUAAAGCAGCUUGGCCACAGUGUGGAUAAGGUGGAGUUCAUCGUGAUGGGCGGAACGUUCAUGGCCCUUCCGGAGGAAUACAGAGAUUAUUUUAUCCGAAAUUUACACGAUGCUUUAUCAGGACAUACUUCAAACAAUAUUUACGAGGCAAUCAAGUAUUCCGAGAGAAGCCUCACAAAGUGCAUAGGGAUUACCAUUGAGACCAGACCUGAUUACUGCAUGAAGCGGCACCUAAGUGACAUGUUGACUUACGGCUGCACAAGGCUGGAGAUUGGAGUGCAGAGUGUCUAUGAAGAUGUGGCCAGAGAUACCAACAGGGGCCACACCGUGAAGGCAGUAUGUGAAUCAUUCCACCUGGCCAAAGAUUCUGGGUUCAAAGUGGUGGCGCACAUGAUGCCUGACCUGCCGAAUGUGGGACUAGAGAGAGACAUUGAGCAGUUUAUAGAAUUUUUUGAGAACCCUGCUUUUCGUCCUGAUGGUUUGAAGCUCUACCCUACCCUGGUGAUCCGUGGAACUGGUCUGUAUGAGCUGUGGAAAUCAGGGAGAUACAGGAGCUAUUCUCCCAGUGAUCUGAUUGAGUUGGUGGCUCGGAUCCUAGCCCUCGUGCCCCCUUGGACUCGUGUGUACCGAGUGCAGAGAGACAUUCCAAUGCCCCUCGUCAGCUCAGGAGUAGACCAUGGCAACCUUCGAGAGCUGGCAUUUGCAAGAAUGAAAGAUCUUGGGAUACAGUGCCGAGAUGUGAGAACCAGGGAGGUUGGAAUCCAAGAAAUUCAUCACAGAGUGCGGCCGUACCAGGUUGAGUUGGUACGGAGAGAUUAUGUUGCCAAUGGCGGCUGGGAGACCUUCCUUUCCUACGAAGAUCCCGAUCAGGACAUUCUAAUUGGCCUCCUAAGGCUACGGAAAUGCUCUGAGGAAACCUUCCGAUUUGAACUGGGUGGAGGCGUUUCCAUAGUCCGAGAGCUACAUGUGUAUGGAAGUGUGGUCCCUGUGAGCAGCCGGGACCCCACUAAAUUUCAGCAUCAGGGGUUCGGCAUGCUGCUGAUGGAAGAAGCAGAAAGAAUCGCUCUGGAAGAGCACGGGUCUGGGAAAAUCGCAGUUAUAUCAGGAGUCGGCACAAGAAAUUACUACCGAAAGAUGGGCUACAGAUUGCAAGGCCCGUACAUGGUAAAGAUGCUAAAAUAAGACCACUACAGUCUACCUUCAUGCAGCGUCCUCUGACUAAAUUCAGGUGGGGUCUCCUGAAUACGCAGCGGAGGCUGAGAGGUAAAUGGUCUGCACGCCCCUGGACAGUACUCUGCCCUCCCCUGCGGCUGCCACUCACAACUCUGACCCCUGUGACAGAGGCCAAAUUCACCCUCUUUAUGUGUCCGUGGAGCCACUUCUGGUUUUGAGGCUUAAAGGAUUUUAAAUUCUGCAUGAAGGCUGCAGGUGACCCAUUUGGGCUCAGAUGCUAUGUGACCAGAGCAAAUCAACUCCUUAGGCCAUCAUCACUUGUGAUUGUCAUCUGAGGGGCAGGCUCGGGAGAAGAUUAGUUAUAUAUCCACAGACAAAAGCCGGACUGUAGCGCAGACAAGCUGUCAGACGUGACUCUCUGCCCUUUAACCACGUGCACAUUCACCCAGAGACGGAGAAGAUGAGCUUUGCAGUGGGAGUCUCCGUGGCCCUGCCAUGUCUUGAAAUGGCCGUGUUUGGGGAAGGAAGAGCUAUGGUAGUGGGUAGUGUUAAGCUUGAUGCCGGCUGUCUCACCUGCCCUGAGCCAGGCCUCUCAGAGCCUUUCCUUUGUCUCAUAUCUGUGAAAGUCUGUGCGUCCAUACCCCUGACACCUGCAGGGCAGUGUGCACUAUCUCAUGUGUGCUGGGCUAGCUUGUGCCAGCCAGUUCAUCUGUCCUGCGCAUCACGGUCCAGGGUGCAUGGCUAGAGCCUCAUGGCCCUGGUCAGGACUAGUCCAUCCUCAGACACGUCUCUGCAUGUUAAUUCUGUGAGGUUGGUAGUGGUGAUGGUGCUGCAUGAAGAAGGUAGGAGUUAGGCUAGUGUGUGAAAGUGGGCCUGUCUGAGCAUGGAGGGACAGUGGGCUUUUCAGAGGCUUCUUCACCAUCCAGCUUGUCCACUGAGGAGACCAGGCUCUGAGACAGCCUGCCUCGCCUGGGCAUCUGUCAUUUCCAGCAGUGUUUAGUGAAAGCUGUUCUCUAAAAGGUCUGAAAAAUAAAGUGUUUGGCACAAAAGAA
This is a messenger RNA of Rattus norvegicus (Norway rat), 2829 nucleotides long. It is a transcript of the gene Elp3, whose product is annotated as elongator acetyltransferase complex subunit 3. The transcript has 15 exons. Lineage: Eukaryota; Metazoa; Chordata; Mammalia; Rodentia; Muridae. The record is from RefSeq and is marked validated. Bases 86 to 1786 code for a protein of 566 amino acids. Gene Ontology annotation, biological process: positive regulation of cell migration; neuron migration; central nervous system development. Gene Ontology annotation, molecular function: catalytic activity; iron-sulfur cluster binding; acyltransferase activity, transferring groups other than amino-acyl groups.